This is a messenger RNA of Alternaria ethzedia, 900 nucleotides long. RefSeq lists its product as uncharacterized. NCBI's taxonomy places the organism in Eukaryota, Fungi, Ascomycota, Dothideomycetes, Pleosporales, Pleosporaceae. The record is from RefSeq and is a predicted model, not a curated record. Bases 1 to 900 code for a protein of 299 amino acids. The transcript has 5 exons.
AUGGCCAUUGAUCCUGAUCAUCCCGGUCUGGAAGUCACGAUAUGCGUUGAUGGCCAGCCUUUGCCUGAGUACGAGGACGAAGACGAGGACCCGGCACCGAAAACAACUACAAAGUAUAUUGAAGCGCGCUCAGACAGUCAUUUCUCGAUCGUGACUGAGUUCAAGCCACCAUUCCCAACCCAGUAUCAUGUUAGGUCGUCACUAUGUAUUGACGGAACCGGCAUGGACAAAGCGCUCUGCUUGCGAGAGGACCUCUUCAAGAAACCUUUCGAGAAUACGGGCAUUCGCCGGCGAGAAGGUGAACAAUGGGUCAAGCAAAAGUUCUCUUUUGCUAAGCUGAACAUUGUCGAAGAGGCCCGUGAAUCCAUUCCUAAUGUCGCUGCUCUGAAGCAAAGUCUCAGCACCACUGGGUGCAUCACUUUAUCCUUUCAACUCAUCAAGAGUUUCAAAGAAAAAGUGAUGGAACAUGUACCGUCCGGUUCGCACACUAGACUUGCAGCUCUGAGGGAAAUACCUGAGAAGGCGCUCAAAGGCGACGCAUUAUCGCACCAAAUACUGCAGUAUAAAUUUCUAGACGAGGAGCCAUUCGCAACCUUCCACUUCAAAUAUCGGGUCUCUUCAGAGAGCCUCAGGGCACUUCGGCUUGUUACAGUCAACGAUCCUCCCUCCGUUCCUCUGGAAGAGAGGCCCGAAGAAGAGCUUACACCUGCUGAGCUGAGAGAGCUGCUACGGCGCGUACGGAGGCGAGAAUCAGAGAGUGCUUCCAUCAAGCAAGAAGCCGAAGCUACUACGAGCGUUAAGCGCGAGAGGGCGAUUAACGACGAUGAUGAAGUGACCUUUGUCGAGACGCGACAGCGCAAACGUCCGCACGUGGAGCAAGAGGUUAUCGUGAUAGACUGA